Molecule: messenger RNA, 1654 nt
Organism: Danaus plexippus (monarch butterfly)
Lineage: Eukaryota; Metazoa; Arthropoda; Insecta; Lepidoptera; Nymphalidae
Product: putative transporter svop-1
Exons: 11
Coding region: 96-1586 (496 amino acids)
Biological process (GO): transmembrane transport
Molecular function (GO): transmembrane transporter activity
Source: RefSeq, a predicted model, not a curated record
GAAAUUUGGAAGUCAGUAUAUAAUAUAUCGUUAGUCCGUAAACACGUGAUUAUUAGCAAGGAUUUUUUUGUUUAUAUUUGAAAUCACUAAAUGAUAUGGAUCGUCAGGAUGGGCGCAAGGUCACAUUCGAAGAAGCAUUGAACGAAGCAGGUUUUGGGCUGUAUAGCGUGGUCCUCCUCAGCCUGUCUGGUCUUAUUAUAAUAUCUCUGGUUUGUAUAGCUUACGCCAGCACUAUUAUAGUUCCAGCUAGUGCUUGCGAGCUGGAAACUACGACCUCGCAAAAGGGACUUUUAGCGGCUGUUCCUGUCAUUGCUUUACUACUGGGGGCUGUGCCAUGGGGCUACCUCACAGAUAUCUACGGACGCAAGAGAAUGCUUAUCAUCUUACUUUCCUCCUCAGCCGUAUUUAACGGCUUAGCUUCUAUAUCCGUAAACUGGAUCAUGUUGUUAAUCUUACAGUUUUUAUCUACGUUUUUCUCAUCGGGCCAGUUUUCUCAAGCUAUGUCCAUUCUUAGCGAAAGUGUUCCAAUGGCUAAUCGAAAUAUAGUAGUGUUGCUUGUUGGAAGUAUUUUCUUACUCUCGCAGGGAAUUAUGGCAUUGAUGGCAAUACCAAUUAUUCCUCUUUCUUUCUCGUAUUACAUGCCAACACUGGGCAUAUACUGGAACUCCUGGCGAUCUCUUUUGCUUUUAUAUAGCGCUCCAAGCUUAAUAUCAAUAAUAGGCUUAUUAUUUAUAUCUGAAAGUCCAAAGUUCCUCUUUAACAAAGGUUUAGAGAGAGAGGCUUUGUCUGUUGUGAGUCGAAUUCACAAAAUAAAUAAUAUAUGGUCGAAAAAGGAAUUUCCUGUUUUAGACAUCCAAAGAGACAGACCACAGACCACAGAGACUAAAACAGCGCUUACGGACACAUUUAGUUCCUUGUUCAAGAGACCGUUACUUAAAAAUACAAUAAUUCUAUCUACCCUAUUCUUAUUUCAACAGGUGGGAUCAUUCGUGUUGUGGCUGCCGACAGUAUCAAACCAAUUCGUCCGUAUUCUAGAGACCGGGGAGGGAUCUGAUCUCACACUCUGUGCAAUAAUACGUUCUAGUAUUAACACACCACCAGACACUACCACCGCGCCCUGCGCCUUGAAUGUCACCUCCUUAUUGCUCGUGCUAUCAGUUAGCGCACUACAAUCUAUUGCAAAUGGCCUCAUAAGUUUGAUAAUAAACCGGACAGGUCGUCGAAAUGUGGUGAUAUGUGUAACAGCAUUCUGCGGAAUAGCGGGAAUCCUGGUCAAUUUCGUCCCAAACGCCAUCGGCAGCGCUGUUCUUUACAUCGUGUUCCUCAUUGGGAUUAUUGCUCUGGGCUUAUACUCCGCGAUCGCGGUCGCGUUGUUCCCCACCUAUUUGAGGGCCUUGGCGGUUGCGUUUACUAUGACAAUUGGUCGUAUAGGAACUUUUGUGUCAGUGCAAGUUCUAAAUCGCUUACUUAACGAUAACUGUGAAAUUAGUUUCUAUAUUUACGGUGGUAUAUUCGCAUCUUCAGCUAUAGUUGCUGCCUUUCUAGUCGAUGAUCGUCAGUUGCAACCAAAAAAAAUAUUGGAAUAGAACGUAAUUGGGAAGCAAUUAACAUCUCUAAUUAGAAUCUGUAAUAGAAAAGUUUACAUCAUUUAUAG